Messenger RNA from Uranotaenia lowii, 1272 nucleotides. RefSeq lists its product as uncharacterized. The transcript has 2 exons. Bases 1 to 1272 code for a protein of 423 amino acids. Lineage: Eukaryota; Metazoa; Arthropoda; Insecta; Diptera; Culicidae. The record is from RefSeq and is a predicted model, not a curated record.
AUGGCUAAAAACGUUCAGCUGAAGUCAUUACAAAGGAGAGAGCGACAAAUAGUGCUUCUAAUGGAUAGUGUAGAACGAUUUGUGCAAAAUUACGAAGCAGAACGUGAUGAGUGUCAGAUUGCUUCAAGGCUUGAAGCCUUGGAGCCUGUGUUUGGUGAAUUUCACGAAGUGAGAAGCAAAAUUGAGAUGAUAGUGUUUGAAAGUGAAGAGAAGAAAGACAAGGAGCUCUACGGCGAAGCAAAAGAAGAAGCUGGAUUCCAGCGGGAAGAAGAAAACGACAAGAUACUGCUUAGCUUUGAGGAUCGUUUCUUCCAGCUAAAGGGUGCGCUUUCGAAGUUGCAGUGCAGCCGGCAUCAACCUGCAAGCUUGAGCGAGUCUUCUCACAAUCAUGAGCGUGUGUCCAUGGGAUCGAGAGUCAAGCUGCCAGAGAUUCGAUUGCCCAGUUUUGGUGGAAAGCUUCGCGAUUGGGUUUCGUUCCGCGAUAGCUUCCAGAGCCUAAUCCACAACAACGAGCAACUCGCACCCAUGGAGAAGUUUACCUAUCUGAGGUCAGCUCUCCCCGGCGAUGCACUGAAGGAGAUACUCUCUAUUGAGCUGUCAGAUGCUAAUUACAUCAUAGCUUGGGACAUUCUGACGGAGCGGUAUGAGAACAAAAAACUCAUAGUAAAGGCAUACUUAGACGGAUUGUUUUCGUUGGAAUCGAUCCGAAAAGAAGGUUACGACAGCAUCAACUAUCUCAUAACUGAGUUUGAGAAAAACCUAAUGAUGCUGCAGAAGGUUGGCGAAGACACCGAUGGUUGGAGCACCAUACUAGCGCAUAUGCUCUACACCAGGCUAGACUCUGUCACUCUAAGAAAUUGGGAAACUCAUCACAACAGCACAGAAGUGCCAAAAUAUGAGGACAUGAGAAAGUUCCUACGCAACUACUGUUCCGUUCUGCAGUCAGUCGCUCCUGCCAAAGAACCCCGCUCCAAUAUCGCCGAUCACAAGCAGCCUAGAGGUCAGUCAAACGCCUUGAAGCCGCCAAUCGAAGUAGAGUCUGCCGAAAUUGUCUGCAGCCUGGACAUUUCGCAUCGAAUUGCAAUCGUAGCAGUUGUCGGUUGUGUCAACAAAGGCAUCACACUAUGCUGCAUGCUACGCGAUCCUCCGUUCAAAAUCCGUCGAAUUCGAGACCCAGUCAACAGUCAAAUGCACAACCUAUUACCCAAAGAAGCACCCAAGUUUAUGCACAGCAAACUCACCAACAGCAAAGACAACACGCCAGACCAAUAG